This is a messenger RNA of Panthera uncia (snow leopard), 1616 nucleotides long. It is a transcript of the gene GMPPB, whose product is annotated as GDP-mannose pyrophosphorylase B. The coding region runs from base 287 to 1369 and encodes 360 amino acids. The transcript is spliced from 9 exons. Gene Ontology annotation, biological process: cell wall mannoprotein biosynthetic process; GDP-mannose biosynthetic process. Gene Ontology annotation, cellular component: cytoplasm. Lineage: Eukaryota; Metazoa; Chordata; Mammalia; Carnivora; Felidae. Gene Ontology annotation, molecular function: mannose-1-phosphate guanylyltransferase (GTP) activity; GTP binding. The record is from RefSeq and is a predicted model, not a curated record.
CCACGUAUACGGCAGCCGAUUGGCCGGCUCGGGCCAACGUCACCCCCCGCCUAGGUCCGGCCUGAGUUCCGGGCCAGCAGCUCUCCGUCUGGCGUCGCUUCUUCCUGUGUGCGGUCCCGGGUAGGCGGCAGGGCGGACUGGGCGGCCAAGGCAGAGCCAGAGUGGGUCAGUCUGGCAGGUGAAGGGCUCGGGCCGCGGCGGGAGUUCGCGGCAGGGCUCGGCCGGGCGGGCCGGGCCGCGGACGCUUCGGAGUCUGGGACUCACUCUCCGGCCGCCCGCAGGCGCGAUGAAGGCACUGAUCUUGGUGGGCGGCUAUGGGACGCGUCUGCGGCCGCUGACGCUGAGCAUCCCGAAGCCACUGGUGGAUUUCUGCAAUAAGCCCAUCUUGCUGCACCAAGUGGAGGCGCUGGCCGCGGCAGGCGUAGACCACGUGAUUCUGGCGGUUAGCUACAUGUCUCAGGUGCUGGAGAAGGAAAUGAAGGCGCAGGAGCAGAGGCUGGGAAUCCGAAUCUCCAUGUCUCACGAAGAAGAGCCUUUAGGCACAGCUGGGCCCUUGGCACUGGCCCGUGACUUGCUCUCUGAGACUGCAGAUCCUUUCUUCGUUCUCAACAGUGAUGUGAUCUGCGAUUUCCCCUUCCAAGCCAUGGUGCAGUUCCACCGGCACCAUGGCCAGGAGGGCUCCAUCCUGGUGACCAAAGUGGAGGAACCCUCUAAGUAUGGUGUGGUGGUAUGUGAGGCUGACACAGGCCGCAUUCACCGGUUCGUGGAGAAGCCGCAGGUGUUUGUGUCCAACAAGAUCAACGCAGGCAUGUACAUUCUGAACCCUGCAGUGCUGCGGCGCAUCCAGCUGCAACCUACAUCCAUUGAGAAGGAGAUCUUUCCUGUCAUGGCCACGGAGGGGCAGCUAUAUGCCAUGGAGCUGCAGGGCUUCUGGAUGGACAUAGGGCAACCCAAGGAUUUUCUCACUGGCAUGUGCCUCUUCCUACAGUCCCUGCGACAGAAGCAGCCUGAGCAACUGUGCUCAGGCCCUGGCAUUGUGGGCAAUGUGCUGGUGGACCCAAGUGCCCGCAUUGGCCAGAACUGCAGCAUCGGCCCCAACGUGAGUCUGGGUCCUGGCGUGGUAGUGGAGGAUGGUGUGUGCAUCCGGCGAUGCACAGUGCUGCGAGACGCCCAUAUCCGAUCCCACUCCUGGCUCGAGUCCUGCAUUGUGGGCUGGCGCUGCCGCGUGGGCCAGUGGGUGCGCAUGGAGAACGUGACAGUGCUGGGUGAGGACGUCAUAGUUAACGACGAGCUCUACCUCAACGGGGCCAGUGUGCUGCCCCACAAGUCUAUUGGCGAGUCGGUGCCGGAACCACGCAUCAUCAUGUGAGGGGAUACCAUGGGGCUGGCUGAAUCUCCAUUUCCCUACUGGCAUGGGGAGCUCUGGCUUGACACAUCAAAAGGCCCUGGACUCGCCGUUAUCUCAGAGGACUAGACAAGGCUGAAGCUGUUGGACACCUGCCCUCUCUUGUGGACGUAAUCUGGCAGGAUCCUUGCUGGGCAUCCUCUACAAAGCCUACUCCCUCAAGAAGGUCCGGGCCAGGGCUGUAUGGAAUAAUAAUUUAAUGUUCACUGUG